AUGGCCGAGAUCCGCUACCGAGAGCCGGAGACGGGGGGAGGAGAGGAGGCGGAUCGGUCUUCACGUUCGGCCCCGGCGGCCAGCUCCGGCGAGGUCCCCCUGUUGGAAGAAGAAGAUGCGCCGCCGGUCACCGUCAGGCAGAGGAGCAUGCAUCUGAACGCCUCCUUCUCCAUCACCGGCAUCGGAGGCGGCAACCCGAAGGGGUACACCGCCCUCGCCCUCGCCGUCGAUGGCGGCGGCGCAGCUGCCGGAAUGAGCCACAGCGAUUCCAGAGCCAAGCUCGAAGCCGACAGCGAGCUCGGCAAGGCCGCCGUUCUCAAGACGAUCUUCUACAUUCUGGUGUGGUACACCUUCAGCACCUGUCUGACGCUGUGAGUUGGUUGACCUGCCCCGUCCCCUGUCGUCGUCUUGUCCGAACAAGUUUCCCCUUAUGGAAUGACCUCUGCAGGUACAACAAGACGCUGUUAGGCGACGAUCUAGGCAAGUUUCCGGCGCCAUUGCUGAUGAACACGGUGCACUUCUCCCUGCAAGCUGUGCUAUCCAACAUCGUGGUGUGGCGGCAGGAGAGCAAGGCGACGAUGUCAUGGCGAGACUAUCUCAUCAGAGGUACCUCUGCUUCAGAAUGCAUUCCGUUGACAUCAACCUUCAGUGUUCGUCAUCAGUGGUCAACACCUUCGAUGCUCUUCCUUCUGCAGUUGUGCCCACCGCUGUGGGAACGGCCCUCGAUAUCAACCUGAGCAAUGUGUCGCUGGUCUUCAUUUCCGUCACCUUCGCGACGAUGGUCAACUCCUCGGACCCUGUUCAAAACAAGAAAAAACGUUGACUUUAUGUUCUUGAUCGAGGCUCUUGGGGGGCCGGACCGCUGACUUUUGAUCGGUUCUUUCUGCAGUGUAAAUCUUCCUCUCCGAUAUUCCUCCUGGUGUUUGCUUUCGCAUUCAGGUGAGUGCUUCCCAUUUUUCUCUCUCUCUCUGGAAGAUCAAAUCCAUGAUGUGUGUGACAUUUGGCUCCAUUCCACUAGGCUGGAGAGCCCAAGCAUCAAGCUUCUGGGCAUCAUUUUAAUCAUCUCUCUCGGAGUGCUUCUCACAGGUACGCAGCAAUGAGUGGUCAUAUGAUUAUCUGUUCAUACUGGUUGACUUCUUUCUGUUGAAUCCAUUACAGUCGCAAAGGAGACAGAAUUCGAGUUCUGGGGCUUCGUUCUGGUCAUGCUGGCUUCAGUCACCUCAGGCUUUCGCUGGUCAAUGACUCAGAUACUUCUGCAGGUGCCUCAAUUCUGAUAGUAAUUUCGUUCUUCUCCUCCUCAUUUUUUUCUCUCUGAUCCGAAAACCUGACAGUCACCUUGUUUUUGCAUAUGGUGAAGAAAGAAGCAUAUGGUGAGCUCAAACCUUCAAUGGUCAACGCCCCACCACAAUUCUUCCUUUCCUUCCGUGGCAUCCAUUGAAUGGUGGGUUUGACCUUCCUCAGGCCUAAAGAGCCCUCUCACUUUAAUGAGCUACGUUGCCCCAGUGAUGGCCAUUGUGACUGCUGGGCUCUCUCUUGUGAUGGAUCCCUGGAAGGAGUUUCACAGCAAUGCAUACUUCAACAACACCUGGCACACCAUGCGAAGCCUCCUGCUGAUGCUCAUCGGCGGAAUGCUGGCAUUCUUCAUGGUGAGUGUGAAAAUCUUCCCUCCCGUUGACUUGGACCAGUAAAAGUCAACGUCCGGGGCUCCUUUGUUGAAUGCAGGUGCUCACAGAGUAUGUACUUGUGUCAGCAACCAGCGCUGUGACGGUGAUGAUAGCGGGUGUUGUGAAGGAAGCUGUCACCAUCUUGGUAAGCUCUAAACUCUGCACUUUGAACCAUGAGCCUGUCUUACGAUGAUGUAGGGCCAAGCAAUCAAAAGACAGUGAUUUACUUCCAUGGAUCAUUUUCUUUGUGCAGGUUGCAGUGCUCUACUUCCACGAUGAGUUCAGCUUACUGAAGGGGAUUGGACUGAUGGUCAUCAUGAUUGGAGUCGGAUUAUUCAACAUCUACAAGUAAAUAUUUUCUGUACUGUUGCUGAUCAUGUCAAAAUAUGUUCUAAGUCUCAUUAUUGUUGGUAAAAUAUUACAUAGUCAGGGUUCAGCAUGAUGAUUAGCCAUUUACAUCUGUUCAACAUGAUUCAAUCACAGUAAAUGUUUUAGCAUUCGCACUCUUAUCAAUUUUUCUAUUCGCUUAUAUGAAAAUUCAUGUGUUCAAUAUUGUUUUUUGGUGUCUAUUCUCGUGUAGAUCAUGCAGAUUUUCCUACAUCUUCCAGAAAAAAAAAUGAUGUCGGCGUACAUAUAGUUCUAUACGGAUCAUCUGUGAUAUCAUGUGAAUUUUUUACCUUUUUCUAGGAAAAAUAAUUUCCUGCCUUAGCCUUCAGAAAACCAAUUACAAUUCAAAAGGAGGAACUUUCUGGAGCAAAAGAUGGGUUUUCAUUAUAUACACUACGGUUUUAUGAUUUGGAUAUGCUCAUGUUGUGGGGAACUUACCAGAAUCUACUGCUGUCUCCAACGAACUUACUGAAACUGCUUGAAUGCUCCGAUGUUUCAACGAGAAAAUGUCUGUGGAUUGUUAUUUCAUCAUUACUUGCACGCUGAAAAGAAAGAGAAAUGCUACUGAUUUCCAGGUACCAAAAGCAACAGAAAGGCCUGGGAAACGAUAGUGAAGAAGAUGCUCCUUCCAUCCCCAACGGAGCUGCAAAAUAUAUUAUUUUUGAUGAGAUAGAUUCUGAGGAAGAGGGGAUCUGA
This is a messenger RNA of Spirodela intermedia, 2747 nucleotides long. The record is from the annotation of a GenBank genome assembly. Lineage: Eukaryota; Viridiplantae; Streptophyta; Magnoliopsida; Alismatales; Araceae.